Molecule: messenger RNA, 1324 nt
Organism: Oncorhynchus masou masou (cherry salmon)
Lineage: Eukaryota; Metazoa; Chordata; Actinopteri; Salmoniformes; Salmonidae
Product: mast cell protease 8-like
Exons: 5
Coding region: 62-772 (236 amino acids)
Biological process (GO): proteolysis
Molecular function (GO): serine-type endopeptidase activity
Source: RefSeq, a predicted model, not a curated record
CUGAAGGACAUUUCUCACAGGUCUCCAACCACAUCAAUUGCUCAACUGAACUCCAUUCACUAUGGACAUUCCACUGAACCUGGGUACUCUGGUCCUAAUGCUCAUUUUCUACAGCGAAGUGCAUGCAGGGCGCAUCUAUGGGGGCAAGGAGACCGUGCCUUACAGUAGACCCUACAUGGUCCUCCUGGAGAGGGCUACCACCAACAUCCUGAAGCCCAAAAACUGUGCUGGCUUUCUAGUGAGAGAGGACUUUGUGAUGACUGCUGCCCACUGCAAUGGGAGAUCCAUUAAGGUCAAGCUGGGAGUCCACAACGUGCAACAGGAAAGCGCUCAGGAAAUGUUUGUGAAACAGGCAUUUCCACAUCCACAUUAUGAUAAUGAAGAACAUGAUAAUGAUAUCAUGCUACUCAAGCUGGAGAAGAAUGUGCUUGUCACCGACCGUGUGAGACCCAUUGGCCUCCCGCAGACAGAAGAUGAGGAGGUGCCCAAGGACUGUCUGGUGUCAGGCUGGGGCUUCAAUAUCAGGGGAGUAAACAAAGGAUCCUCUGUGCUACUGGACCUCAACGUGACACUGGUUGCGAGUCAAGUAUGCUCAGACAACCAUGCGUUCUGCUCUUCAGGACUAAAUGGACCUGCUCAGGGAGACUCCGGAAGUCCAUUGGUCUGUAACGGUGUGGCCUAUGGGGUGGUGUCCUGCUCUAUAGACAAACUCUACAUUUACACGCGCAUCCCUGACUACCUGGACUGGAUCACCAACACCAUGAACAAUUGAUACGACACUGACCAGAAACCUCUACAGUUUGUUCACUUGUUCACCCAGGUCCCUAGAAGCAUGAUUAUGAUACUGCAGAAUCUAAAUGUGUUUAUGAUGCUUUCUGAUUGAUUUAACGGUGCUGGUUAAUGUCUGUGUGCCUUCAUGCAGUAAGCCAAAGAUUGUUAGUAUAACCUCCUUGUUCUGUGUUGAAGCCUCUGAAUUUCCAUCUGUCAAACAAUGCUUUCAAGUCCUGUUCUGUGCUGCAGCUGUUUUAAAUUUUAAAUUGUGAAUCAUGGGAUUAAAUACAUAGAGAGUUGAUGUUAUUGAACACAUUUAUUUUGUGAAUAUCAAUAUGAGCAAACUGAGAAGAGGUGCUUUGAUCAAGUUGUCCUUUAAACAGUGAGGCAAUCACACAAUGCUUACUGCAUUUUGGAGUAGGCUAUAUUGAAAAUAUAUGAGCAGUAAAAGACAUCGAGCAUAAAAAAAAUCUUAACAAGACUGCCCCCUUGUGCACAUCUGAAUAACAUACAGUCCAUGUAAAAUACAUUAAAGGCCCAGUGCAGUGCAAAA